Messenger RNA from Nycticebus coucang (slow loris), 5830 nucleotides. RefSeq names its product polypeptide N-acetylgalactosaminyltransferase 10 (gene GALNT10). NCBI's taxonomy places the organism in Eukaryota, Metazoa, Chordata, Mammalia, Primates, Lorisidae. The record is from RefSeq and is a predicted model, not a curated record. Gene Ontology annotation, cellular component: Golgi apparatus. Bases 143 to 1954 code for a protein of 603 amino acids. The transcript is spliced from 12 exons.
GUGCCGCGGAGUUGGAGCGGGGCCGGCGCCGCGGCCGCUUCUGCUUGCCGAUCUGCUGCCGCCUCCGGGCGGACGGGCGGACGCUCGGAGCUGGGGUCGGCGCGGCGGUGCCGGCGGGGCGCGGCGGGGCUGACCGGCCCCGAUGAGGCGUAAGGAGAAGCGGCUCCUGCAGGCUGUGGCGCUGGUGCUGGCGGCCCUGGUCCUCCUUCCCAACGUGGGGCUCUGGGCGCUGUACCGCGAGCGGCAGCCCGACGGCACCCCCGGGGGAUCGGGGGCGGCGGUGGCCCCGGCGGCAGGACAGGGCUCACACAAUCGGCAAAAGAAGACACUUUUCCUUGGAGAUGGGCAGAAACUGAAGGACUGGCACGACAAGGAGGCCAUCUGGAGGGACGCUCAGCGCGGAGGAAAUGGAGAACAAGGGAGGCCUUACCCCAUGACUGACGCUGAGCAAGUGGAUCAGGCAUACCGAGAAAAUGGAUUUAACAUCUACGUCAGUGAUAAAAUCUCCCUGAAUCGUUCUCUCCCUGACAUUCGGCAUCCAAACUGCAACAGCAAACGCUACCUGGAGACGCUCCCCAACACCAGCAUCAUCAUCCCCUUUCACAAUGAGGGCUGGUCCUCCCUCCUGCGCACCGUCCACAGUGUGCUGAACCGCUCUCCCCCGGAGCUGGUCGCCGAGAUUGUGCUGGUUGACGACUUCAGUGAUCGAGAGCACCUGAAAAAGCCCCUGGAAGCCUACAUGGCCCUUUUCCCCAGCGUGAGGAUUCUCCGAACCAAGAAACGGGAAGGGCUGAUCAGGACCCGAAUGCUGGGGGCCUCAGUGGCCACUGGGGAUGUCAUCACAUUCUUGGAUUCACACUGUGAAGCCAAUGUCAACUGGCUUCCACCCUUGCUUGACCGCAUCGCUCGGAACCGCAAGACCAUUGUGUGCCCCAUGAUCGACGUGAUUGACCACGAUGACUUUCGGUACGAGACACAGGCGGGGGAUGCCAUGCGGGGCGCCUUUGACUGGGAGAUGUACUACAAGCGGAUCCCGAUCCCACCAGAACUGCAGAAGGCUGACCCUAGCGACCCAUUUGAGUCUCCUGUGAUGGCCGGUGGACUGUUCGCUGUAGAUCGGAAGUGGUUCUGGGAGCUGGGCGGGUACGACCCAGGCUUGGAGAUCUGGGGAGGGGAGCAGUAUGAAAUCUCGUUCAAGGUGUGGAUGUGCGGGGGCCGUAUGGAGGACAUCCCCUGCUCUAGGGUGGGCCAUAUCUACAGGAAGUAUGUGCCCUACAAGGUCCCUGCUGGAGUCAGCCUGGCCCGGAACCUUAAGCGAGUGGCGGAAGUAUGGAUGGACGAAUAUGCUGAGUACAUUUACCAGCGCCGACCCGAGUACCGCCACCUCUCUGCUGGGGACGUAGCAGCCCAGAAAAGGCUCCGCACCUCCCUCAAUUGCAAGAGUUUCAAAUGGUUUAUGACCAAGAUUGCCUGGGACCUGCCCAAGUUCUACCCACCCGUGGAACCUCCAGCAGCAGCCUGGGGGGAGAUCCGCAAUGUGGGCACGGGACUGUGUGCAGACACGAAGCAUGGGGCCCUGGGCUCCCCUCUGAGGCUGGAGAGCUGUGUCCAGGGUCGCGGAGAGGCUGCCUGGAACAACAUGCAGGUAUUCACCUUCACCUGGAGAGAAGACAUCAGGCCUGGAGACCCCCAGCACACCAAGAAGUUCUGCUUCGAUGCCAUCUCCCACACCAGCCCCGUCACCCUCUAUGACUGCCACAGCAUGAAGGGCAACCAGCUAUGGAAAUACCGCAAAGACAAGACCCUGUACCACCCCGUCAGUGGCAGCUGUAUGGACUGCAGUGAAAGUGACCACAGGAUCUUCAUGAAUGCCUGCAACCCUUCUUCUCUCACCCAGCAGUGGCUAUUUGAACACACCAACUCAACAGUCUUGGAAAAAUUUAAUAGAAACUGAGCCCUCAUAUCCCCUUGGCAGGCCUAUUGGGUCACCUCUGCCACUCACUGCUCCCUUCGUCUUCUGGGAGGCAAGGCCUCUGUGGGCAGCAUGUGUACAAAGUGCCCACCACACGGUUCAGAGUGAGCUGGAGGAUGGGGUCUGCCUGCUCCUUCAGCCCCUGAGUCAUGGGGUGCUGUGGAAAGCAGAGCCCACAGAGAGUGGAUCCUUGCUGGCAUCACGGAAAAUUGGCAGGGCCUUUCCAACUUUGUCAUCAUGUCCCCUUGAGCAUUAUGCAGGAGAAUAGCAGGGCAGUGCUAGGCCACCCAAAAGUGAGUCCUGCGAGGUUGUGCAGCCCUCAGGUGGCUCUCCAACGUGACGGUGCUUUAAAUGAAAGGCAAAAUGUGCCUGUGUGGGCAGCUUUUAGCACCGCUGCCACCCAUCUGCAGCAGAAGAGAAAGACGUCCUGUCAGGGCCUUUAGUUUCUGCUGUCUUGGGGGAAACUCCAAGUACUGCUCAGCUUCUGUCCUCAGUCACAGCCCCAGAUGAUCCAGUCAAAGGCCAUACCCAGAACCCUCAGAGCAUUCAGUACCUAAGGCAGCAUUUUGAAAUGCCCGUUUAAAUGCUCUCCAGGUACAAGGAUGGCCCAGAUACCAGCUUUUCGGGGCUGUGUUUCAGAUGCCCUUGAGUCCAUGGAAAAGUCCAAGUAGAAGAUCUCCAAACUAGAAACGCUGGCUGGACAUCCCCCAUUCAUGCUUCCAUUUCCCUCUCUUGCUCCCAAGCAGUUACCUGCCUCAAGAGAAGAAGAGAGGGGCUACCAGGUGCUUGCCUUACACAUCUGGAGGCCUCCAGGAUCAACUAUAGGCAAGAUGCCUCGCCUCUGACCUCACCGUGGUUCUGGUUGUCACACAGAACUCCAGAAUUCUCAAAUGACUCUGUAAUUCGAUCGCAAAUGAGAAUGGUACAUAGGAUUCAGGUAUUCCAGCAUCCAAUAUGGAUUUCUAGAACGCUAUGUUUAAAGCAGCUAGCCAGGUGUGAUAUAAUCCAGGCAGCCCCCCAGCCUAGAAACAAUCUGUGAAAUCCAAAGUGGGUGGUGGUGUUGGGGAUGCGGGGAGCAGGGGGGACCUGUGUCCACCAGCUCAUACCAGGGGCUUUGGUACAGUGUGGUUCUCAGCAAAGACCUGAAGAUGGAGAAUCUUCCACCAUCAUCACAGCUGCAGUCUUAUUUAGUGAAAAGAACUUGAUGUACCAUGGCCAGACGUACACCCAGUUCCUUGCCAGCCCUUCAUGUUUACCUUUUGCUUUGUUAAUUACCUGUCAGGCUCCCAGAGGGCCUCCAGACUAAUAGGAAUCAUUUCUUUAACCAACCCACCACCCACUGAUUCAGAAAUGGAAAUCACAUUGCACAACCUAAGGCUUCCACCAGCUAGCCUAGGAAAUACUUGAAAUUAGCAUUCCAGUUAGAGUUGGGUCUUUUGAUUGUGUCAUUUACCAAUUAAAUAACUGAGACAUAAGUCUGGGAAGAAAGCCACAAAUCUGCCUUUGAGAUGCUGGCUGAUCUCAAGGCCAUCAAUUAUGGGGGGGAGUAGGGAAGGAUGAACACCCCCAACCAUCACCACCCAGGGCGAACGUGUGCAGCUGGCAAAGGAUUACUUCAGCUCCUGCCCCAGCACAAGCCCUGCUCUGCCCACCUGGCCACAAGAGAGGCAGCCCCCAUGCUUGCACAGCUUGCGCGUUAAUCCCUGUUGUCCAUUUCCAAACAAGUGCUAUAUCUUUAGAAGUGGCCCUCUGUAGAAAGGAGUCAAAAGAUGAGGCCCCUUCUAGAAUCUAUAAAAAGAGUGUUGCUAGUUUGGGGAGUUGAAAUUGAGAUUCAUUAUUACAGAGCAAUGCAGCAUAAUUUAAAUAAAAACUGUGCCUUUUAAAAAAGAAAAAAUGCAAAUAUACAGCAAAUCCCUAAACUUGAACCAUUUCCUAGUGCCUUGCUAGACAAACAUAAAGGGGCAGGGUUGGGGGGAGGGGGAAUAUUUUUGGUGGGGUGUGCAGUUCCUAUUGGUUCAGCGUGUGUUUCUUAAUGUCUAAUUUCAAGCAGGAGAUAUCAGGCAUCUAGGCAAGAUUUGAGACUGAGAUGCCUCCCAAAGGCCAGAGUUGUUACAGUCAGUCAAGUCACACUCCAAAUUCAAAGGCAGCUGGGCACCUCAUUUAGCCUGUGGACUAGGAGAGCCUCUGCAGCCUCUCUGACAGAAGGCCUGGCAUUACCUCCCUGGGCUCCAUUUGGGGGCAGUGCCUGUGGUCCCCAGCGCCCCCCGAAACAGAGUGCUUGUCCUGGGCUUAGGGAGUGCAGAGCCCUGGCUGGGCUUCCAAAUAGUCCCACUCCAAGUGGGUGGCAGUGUUCUGGUCAAGGCCAGGACUUCUGUGGAAAACAGAAGCAGCAGCAAGCCAUCCUCAGCCUUCCUUUUCCCAUGCUCUGGCUCUCCUUUCCAGCCUGGUUUCACACCCUAAACAGGGACGGACAUGUCCUCCAAGCACUCUAGAAUUAGCAGUGGCUGAGCCCACAUCAGUAGGUCCUGGGACUUGUCAAAGUGUACAGGAGAAGAGAGAACAGCACUUUAGGGGCUCAAUUUCACUGAUCAACUGACCAAUUAUCAAUGCUAAACCACUCAUUGUUUCGGCCUCAUUUCUGAAAACCACCUGUCUCAAGGAUUGAGGUUUCAGCUCACAUCUUUAGCUUCACUCAAUAAAACUGAGCCAGGAGCCUAUGGGAAUGGGUGAGAAUGACGGCCCCUUUCCUCUAAUACCAUUACUCAAGGAUGAGGUCACAAAAAAAAAGGUGUAGUUAGAAAGUAUUGUGACCCUGUGGUCUACCAGCAGCCUUUCAGAAGGGGACUACAAAAGCGUAUCGGAAUGCAAACAGUAUCUUUGCUGUAAGUACAAGGCCUUUGGAUGUGGCUAAAUUUGCAGAUAUGUGUGAAAAGCCAUUCCAUUUUCUGCUUCCAGUUGGAGCUUUCAACUUUGAAAAUAGUGCAGGAACUGUUGAUUCUUCCCUUUAGGAAAAAAUAGCUCAGAGGCAGAGGAAGGUGCAUGUGCAAAAAGGAUCUGUUGUGAGGGGUGGGUGGGGAGACCGUGAGGGAGGGACGAGGUGACAUCAGGUGCAAGAGAAAAAGAGCAGCUUUUUGUUGAAGAUGUACCAUAUGGAUCCAAAAUCUAUGUUACAGUCACUUUUCAAACCUCCUACCUAUUGAAUUUCAUUUUCUCCUUAAGAAAUAGGUGAUGUUUUUGAAAAGAGCUCCCAACUUCUUUCCGAACAGCUUCAUUUUUCUAGUCUCUGGAUUCUCAAAGGAGUGGCAAAGCACUUUACAGUAGUAACUGAUCCAGAUUCCUUGCUUCAAUGAUACCUAGUUUGUACAGAUUGGGAAAUCUUUAAUAAUUCCUAGGAGGCAAUGCAUUUUUAAUGUUUUCUAAAGAUUUGUAAGUGUGGUGAGGGUCAAGUUCUGUCUGGAAGUCUUUAUUGCUUUCAACUAAUACUCUUUGUGAAAGAUCCAAGGGAUAUUUUAAUUCAAACUUGAUCAUGAGCCAAGGCCCACUGCCACCUCUGGGGUGGGAGCUGGACUUACAUACCAAGUAACAAGGUCAUCUUAACAUCUACUUCCAAAUGGCUUUGAUUCAUCUGUGCCAGACAACAGAGUCCAGCCCCUGCUCUGUUACUGGCUUGAAGACUAGGAUUCCAAAGGGAGUAGUAUUUGGGCAGAGAGUAUUUGGGAAGUCAGACUGGGAUUCUGUAGAGAAAGCGCAAGACCACCAACCUCUUCUCCUGCCUAGAAAAGUGAGCCUUUGUGAAGAACUGACUUACUAUGUACUAUUGUGAUUGUGAUUGUUGAGUAAAGCUCCAAAAUUUCUGUA